Molecule: messenger RNA, 6441 nt
Organism: Poecilia reticulata (guppy)
Lineage: Eukaryota; Metazoa; Chordata; Actinopteri; Cyprinodontiformes; Poeciliidae
Gene: ncoa5
Product: nuclear receptor coactivator 5
Biological process (GO): regulation of signal transduction
Cellular component (GO): nucleoplasm
Molecular function (GO): RNA binding
Source: RefSeq, a predicted model, not a curated record
UCUUGUACAUCACGUCGGAAGCUGUGAAUCGGACGCCAACUUCAGCGUCGUUUGUGUUCUUCCAUCCAGGAACGACCACAGGCAGCACUUCUCCGUGGGGUACGGCGACCUAAACGGAGAAAAGACAAACGGCGAAGACAUUUGGAUCUUCAAACUAGAUGAUCACUGAAUCCGUCCUGGUUCAACUUAAAGGUAUGCAAGGAACUGGGCCCCAACAAAAACACCCUGAAAAAACAUUUCAACUUACUAUAUUGUGCUGCAUAUGUAAUGAACCCAUAAACCCAAAAGCAUGUUUUUUUUUUCUUUAACUGCAGAACUAUUUUCAGAUUUGACUUAGUAUCUUUCUUAUGGAGUUUGAGAAACAUUCUUUAAUUUUACACUCAAAUUUUGAAUAUUUCAAUCGCUCGUCAGCCUGUCAUUUAAUUUUUAUGAAUCCCUAUUUUCUUCUGCAACAGCCGCACAAUUUCAAGAGAAGAGGACAUUUUGAACAAGCAUUUCAUUUCAUUUUUACAAAACCCACUCGUCUUGUCUGAACUCAAUAAGAGGUUGAACGACCAAUGUACUUUUGGGUUGGGAAGAAGAUUACUCAAAGUGUCGUGUUUGUAUUUUUUUCCUAGCAAUUGCAACACAUAAAAUUUGAUCACUCUAUAAACCACUUGCAGAAAAAAGUUGUACUGCAAAAGUAUCUCUCAAAAUUAUAGCGGAAGCUUAAUGUAAUGGAGGAAAUAUUUUUUUGUUAAAUGACAUAACUCAAAUACAACAGCAGUACUUGUAGUCCCUCGUUUCCACUGUGUGUUAUAACAUGGGUCAGUGCAGGGACUCUUUUGUCCUCUAGAGUCUAGACAAUGGUGUGUUGUGUGAGGCCUGUAGCUCUACCUUACCAUACCAUCAUCCUAUAAACCUAGAAAUGAAGGGGGCCCAGGAAUGGUGCGGUACUGGUCGGUUGUAAGGUCCAGUUUUAUAAUGGAAAUGGACAACGAACCACACCAACCCGCGUUGUACCGCUCAGUGGAAGCAGGUCAUUAAUAGACUACCAAUUCUCUUUUUGCAUUUUCUUAACAAGCAAAUUUACUUAUUUGAAAGUAAAUGCUCAAGAUCAGAUUCAUGAAAAACCCUAUUCAGUUUUUUAUUUGAUCAAAUAAUGUGAGCAUUUAAUAAUUUUGGUUUGACCUUAAUUGGUCUGCCAAUCAAAGCAGGUCAAAUUAUUAGAAUUUUGAUGAAAGUCUAAUGGUGGUACUUUAAUAUUUUUGGCAUUCAUGACUCCUUAAAGAUUUGCUUUAAACUGCUGUCCCACAAUUGCGUUUUUUUUGUUUGUUUUUUUUGUCCGUGUUCAGAAAAAGCAAAGUUCUCUAAUGUUUCUGGAGAGCUUUUGCGUAUUUCUUUAGACAGAUUCUUUUUGAAGUCGGUCUCUUCAGCGAUUUAAUUGAAGACUUGCGUUGUUCGACCCGCAUUUGUUGUUCACUAGUUUUCACCACCAGCUUGUCGGCCACGUUUAAAUGCAAGUGCUGUUUCAUUUUAGUUGACACAAAAGAAACAAAAUGCAAAAAAUAAAAAAAAUUAUGAAAACUGCCGUGAACUUACUGCAUAAAUGUUCAUUUAAAAAUUCUUCUAAACUUUGAAACUAUCCGCAUUUCAGUUUGCUUUGUUGUGAAUUUGAUCUUCAAUUUUUCAUCCACAAAACCCAUUUUGUUAUGGAACUUGAUCUCUCUUCUUACUCACUGACAUGUUUCAGGAUUGACGACAGUUUAAAGACAAUUGUUUGCAAUCAAACCGAACCUGUUCGAGCUUUUGAGGCGCACGAAGACAGAAAAGGAUAAACCUCAAGAUCUAAGCAUGUCUCGCAGAAGAAGCCGCAGCCCAUCACCAGGGCGAUAUUCACGCACCUGCAGCAGUAACGAUCCAAGGGAUUUGGAGAGAAGGAUUUUUGUUGGGAAUUUGCCAACUUCUGACAUGACAAACAAGGAUUUGGAAGACCUUUUCUCUCCAUACGGGAAGAUAGUCGGCGUGUCCUUGUUUCGAGGUUAUGGAUUUGUUCAAUUUGAGCGCCUUGAGGAGGCUGAAGCUGCAAGAGCAGCUCAAAAGGGCCGAAUAUAUAAAGGGUACAAACUAGAUGUAAAUAUGGCAGUGGAGCGACGGCAAGCUAAACCUCUAUCCCAGCAGAGUCCUCCUCGAAGGCCCAUCUAUGGCAAGGAGGGCCGGCCUCGCUCGCGUUCACCUAUUUAUGGCCGUGACGCAAGAGAACCUCGGGAGAGCCGUGAGGGAAGAGACUCUGCUAGGGAACCCCGGCCAGGUAGCCACUCUCGUGACCCUGAUUUCCGGUACCGCUCGGGGAGCAGAGACAAGGACGCCAGGGGCGACCCUCGGGACCCUGCUUACAGAGAAGAUUAUGACCGAUUCUACCGCAGCGGCAGUGGGGUAGAGGACUAUUACAGGAGGAAGGAUGAGCCCUUCAGGGACCCGUACUUGGAUCCCUGGAAUGGACGUCGUGAGCCUGGAGUCGAAGACCGCGCUCGACCAGAAGAGCGCCGUCGGAAUGAACUGUAUCGACAGUACUACGAGGAACUCCAGCGGCGCUACGACGCAGACCGCCCUGUUGACUGCUCUGUGAUUGUUGUAAACAAGGCGCAGAAUAGGGAGUAUGCAGAGACGGUCGGGCGAAAGGUCCGCGAUUUGGGAAUGGUUGUGGAUCUGAUCUUCCUGAACACGGAGGUUUCUCUCACCCAGGCUCUGGAGGACGUAGGCAGAGCCCGAACUCCCUUCGCCAUCAUCAUCACUCAGCAGCAUCAGGUGCACCGAUCUUGCACAGUCAACAUCCUGUUUGGUACACCUCAAGAACAUCGAAACAUGCCAAUGCAAGAUGCAAUGUUGCUGGUCGCCCACAACUAUGACACCUACAAAGUGGAAAACCGAGAAAAAGAACGGGAGGAAAUCGCAAGGAAGGCUGCCAAGAUGGCGGAUGAUGUGUUACUCCGGGAGCCUGACAGAGAGAGCCAUCCCAUUUCAGUGCUCACCAGCAUCACGCUGCUGGCGGAGAACAGGUUUUUAACCCCAGAGGAACUGGACAGCCUCAUUGCAUACAUGAAGGAUAAAAGAACUCGUCUUGUAAGAACCUCUGAAGAUCCUCUGGCAGCUCCUGCAGCGCAGCAUCGUGAUGUGGUACCAUCAGCUGCAGGACUCACUCCAUCUACACACGGCACCGUCCAGCCAAGUCACCUGUCGACCGGUUCCAGCGCCUCGGCAAACCCGAGUCACCAGCAGGAGCUGCAGGCUAAAAUCCUCAGUCUGUUUAAUAGCGGCUCCAGCCCCAUAUCAGGAUCCACUGCCGUUUCCCAGGGCGCCCCUCAGUCACACUCCUACGGCUCACUCGGUCCCUCACCCUCCCAAAAUCCAUCCCGUUCACCAAUGCCAGGGAUGGCUUCAGGUGGAUCCCAGGGUUACGGCAUGUCACUGUCCCGCUUACCCCCUGCGUCUACAGCUCAGAGACCCCCCGCUGCCACUUCAGGUAUCAAUUUUGACAACCCAAGCGUCCAGAAAGCUCUGGACACACUCAUUCAGAGUGGGCCGUCUCUGAACAACCUGGUGGGCCCUGGGUCUGCUCCGCCGAUGCCCCAGAGGUCAGCUCCCAAUAUGGGGCAGGGUCCCCCCCCAAUGUCCAUGUAUCCUCGCCAUUAUUGAGACAAAUGAGCGGUUAGAAGCAUUUACUGCAACUGUUUCUGUGAUAGGUUUGUGUUAGAAGACCCUGGAGAUGUUUUGUAAACGUUAUGAUUUUCUCCUCAAUUUUGUGCAGUUGAAAUUUGGAAGGUUUGCCUAAAUUACAUAAUGGUUUAUCUUUUCAGUUUGCCUGAAAUGUUUUACGGAAUCUUUUUAACAUGUGUAACAAACAAUAGAGCUAUGAAGUAUGUUUUGCUUUGUAAUAGAGAUGGUUCUUUUCAGCCCUGAGCUUGUUUUAUAGUUUUCCAUUGUGCUGGUCAAUCUGUAGUUUUGUUUUUAUUGUCAAAACAACACGAUUAAAAACUGCAAACACACAUUCUGUAGUAAAAUGAUAUUGGUUUAUUGCAUUUUGUGCUGACAAAUCUAUAAAAUGGAACAGGUAUCGCCAGAAGCUAGAGAGAUAAGCAUUUGAAAUAUGGAUAAAACAGCUUUUUCUUUUUUUAAAUGUACCAUGAGUCACAAUAGAGAAUAAUACAUAAUUUUUUUUUAGUUUAGAAUAUUUAACUUACACUGACACAGAAAUUAAACACCUCAACACUAACUAUCUGAUUUUAUUUACAUGUAGUCCCUUCCCACCCAUGCCCAUUAACCACCCCUGCCCCCAGCAGUUACAAGUGCACGUGUACACACACACACACACCCCCACAGAACUGAAGGGACACACUACAGCGUUACCAUUGGACUGGGGAGGGUGUUAAGGAAAAUCAUGAACAAGUCAAAUUUUAUAUCUGAAACUAAACAGGUUUUGUGUGUAUGCCGAUUGAAAACAAUUUCACAUCCAUUUUUCGUUUUCCAAGCAUCCAUACAAAAUAUUAUCAAGUCUGGGUAGUAACAAGGUUCCUGUUGGGGAGAAUCAAAUAAAAUCCUUAAAGCUUUCAGAUACUAAAGGUCUGAAUGUUUUGGGAAAUGUGCAUGUCAUGGUAAUUGUAAUCAGUCUAAGGUAGGGCUGGCAUAGAUAAUGGAAGCAGUUUGGGCCGUCUUCAAAGAACAUGGGCACAACCUAACUGUAAAGUGCCUGUACUGAAAGCUAAUGCUGCGUUCCAGCUUCACUCAGAAAUUUUGACUUCCCAGUCAGAAAAAUCAACUGGAACUCCGGAUUUCCCACUGGGAAUCUGGGAACUACUCCAACUAUCCCUAGUUAUAAAUUGUAAGGUGAACCUUGCAUCAACGGUACUAAGAUGUGGUUGAAACAGGUUGACAUGCAUUUAACAAUGUGUCUAAAAUCAAUGUCACAUGUGGUGUCUGCAGCUCUAAACUGAAUAAAUUAAAAGUGAUGCUUAUGGGAAGUAAAGCUUGAAAUGAUGUUUGUAAGAGCUAUUGCAUACACAAUGUCUAUGGGUGUCGCCAUGUUAAAAUUCCGAUUUAAAUCGGAAUUUACCUCGGGUCUGACAUCAAAUCCAGCUCCAAGUUCCUACUUCCCAGAUAACUGGAACGCAGCCUUAAAACAUUUUAGAUCUGCCUACGCUCAGACACCUGUUCCCAUUUCCAUUAUUCUGUGCCAGUUAUAACAAAGCACAUUUCCCAAAAUGUUACAUAAAUUUGGAGAUCUUGUAUCUGACCUGCAGUUAAGUCCGAUUUUGGUCAGGCAGCAGACGAGCCACCCGUUAAGCAGCUUGUAUUAAAAUUUACCUCACGUAUUUGCACAUUUUAACGUGUUAUUAGUUAAAUAUCAACAGUUGCUACACAUUUUCCAGAGACUGGAAAACACAAUUUUCCCUUGUCUUAUUCUUUUCACUGGAAAACACAAUUUCAUACUUAACUGAGAGAAACUUUAGCAAUUGUUUUACUUUUUAAUAGCUGACACAACAAGAGAACCUCGUGGAUAGAUCUACCAUUUGAAAAUAGGUUAUAAUAAUAUCCAUCUUGGAUACAACAAUAGGCCAGUCCUAAUGAAAGAGAAAAAUAUACUAGAAAUCAAAGUUUCUGACUGAUACAAACAGAAUACUUGUAUAUCACAAACAUCCAAUAUAUUUUCAGCACACUUUGUUCAGGGUAGUUGCAUGCAUGCACUGAGUAACACAACAUAACUGGAAGGUGGCUCUGCUUGGACAGCAGCUUGAGUUUUUCCUCGUCCGACUAGAUGAGAUUGAGUAUAACGCAAAAGAUAGUUCUGAUCUUUUUUUUUUUUGGAUCAGACAUGUUUGUCUGAUGCCGCUGUGAUCCACUGAUGGGUGUGAGUAUUAGCCAUGUCCCUUCUCUGCAGUGAUCUGGGACUUGUUUUUUUUUUUUUUUCCUCUUUGAUAGUCCCUAACAGGACAACCUCCUCUCCCACCUGACAACAGAUGUGUUUCAGAGCCCUUAAUAUCCAUUAAAGAAUGGAGACUGGGUAGUGAUCACCAGCAGGUGUUUUUUUUUUUCUUCAUGCUACAGUUGUGCAGGUGAUGAAUAUGAUGUAAAGUUGUGGAUGGGUAAAGCAGGGGGAGUAGUUACAUGCUGUUUUUUUUAUUUAUUUUUUUUAGUCAACAAUUAAAGUCCAAGCAGAGCCAGUACCAGAAUUGGAAGCGCGAGUUUUCUAUUCUUUGAUAAUUUUUCAGAAUUAUACUGCAGUCACAUUUAAAAUACAAUGCUGGGGUGGAUUUUUGUGGCUGGGAUGGUGGAUAACAGGGGUGUUGUGAUGAAGAGGGAGGGGGGAUUCUGGGAGGACUCACCUCACAGAUUGAGUGACAAGCACAAUAAAUUUAACAGCUAUUAUUUUCUUUAAAAUGAAUUGUCUGAAUUUAAAAAAAAAAA